UUUGGUGCCGGUGAAAAUAAUUCCUACAGAUUUUCAAAAUGUCAGGCUGUAAGAAGCCGCGAGCUGUAGCAAAUCCUCUAGAAUCGACCAUUACAUCUCCGAGUGAAAGAAUACUGAAAGAAUGCCACACUUUAUAUAUCGACAACGACAACGGAUUGGUGAAAAUGGCAGAGAGUUUGGGAGUGAGGCUGUUACCGCCACGGAAAAAAAUUAUAGUUAUGAUUAUGGGAAACCAUUCUGCUGGAAAAAGCUCAUUUAUUAACUGGUAUGUGGAGGAGCACAUACAGAAGACAGGUGUUGCCAUUGAGACACAAGGCUUCACAUUUAUAACUAGUGGAAGAAAACGAGAGUCACUAACAGGAAAUGCAACAUUACACCUUUACCCGCAUUUCAGACCUCUGCUGGAGUUCAAAGGUGUCACGGAUUACCUGAGCGCUGAGAUUUCCACCUCCAAACAGAAGAAGUUCAGCCUGGUGACGUUUGUGGACACUCCAGGGUUGGUGGAUGGAGAUAUGGUGUACCCUUUUGAUGUCAACAGUGCCAUCACCUCUUUUGGUGAGCAGGCGGACCUCAUCUUUGUGUUUUUUGACCCGAUGGGACAGGCAUUGUGCAAGCGUACAUUGAACAUUGUUGAGAAGUUGAGUGAGAAGUGUGGAGACAAACUGCGCUUUUACCUGAGCAAAGCUGACGAGGCUGGACGAGAAACGGACAGACAGCGAGUGAUGAUGCAGAUUGUCCAAGAGCUGUGCAGGAGACCUGGACUCAACAAAUGUGGCUUCGAAAUGCCCACGAUAUACAUCCCCAACCCUCAAAAACCCAGCAGAUGCAUCAACCAGAUUGAUGAGGUUUGUGAGACCAUUGAGAAGAGCAUAAACCAGGCAGUCCAAAAAACACUUGACCAGCUGGAGAAAGAUUGUAACCUCAUCAUCUCUACCAUCAACCAUACACUGGAACAGGACCGGAUGAAUGUGAGCAGUAAUAAAAGCAAUCGUUUUAAUUCAUUCCUGUGUGGAGUUCUGGGAAUCUUCCUUCCGUCGCUCUUCAUCCUCAGCUUAAUCAUCAGCACCUUCGCUCCAGAGGAACUGGACUUGGACUCUCUUGUUGGAGAGGGAUUGGCUAAAGCGCUCUACUUUUCCACAGGUGUAGUUGUGUAUCUGUGGGACUGGAUUCCUGAAGAUUGGCAGAUAAUGUUUGUGAUCAUCUUUGGUGUUCUGUGCUAUUUUAUGUUCUUCUUGGCCAAGUAUUUUGCACGUCAGGGCAGUAAGACGCUGACUAAGAAAGAGAAGAAGAAACUGGCAGAGAACAGCAAUUACAUCCAGGAUGUCGUCAAGUCCAAGAAGCGGAAGCUGUAUGAAGAGUAUCUUCGGCAGUGUGCUGCAGAAUAUGAUUUCUGAAGGAAGCCUGCAUGACAGCCGUCGGUCGCAUCAGAGUAAUCUGAAUAAUUUAUAUAAAGCACCUCUAACCUGUGAAACAAUUAUGUAUUUUCAUAUUUACAUGAGUGAUAAUAACAAAUCGGUGCCUUUUUGUUAAAUGUGAACAGUGUUGAACAAAAUGUGAUAUACAAACACAACCUCAAUAUUAUCUUACACCAGCUAGUUUUUCUAUAUAAGUCAUUUUGAAUAAUCAGACCUUGAACUGUUUUUAGCCAAUAAGCUACAUGAUCACCAUGUAAUGACAUAUAAUUCUGCGACAUUGGUUUCUGUGGCCUUCUUUUGAUCUCCAGGAGCACUGUGGGAGAAACCAAAGGUACCAAAUUCAACCUCAUAUACUCUUUAUCAAGUGAUAUUUCUACUUUUUAUAAUGUAACACAGAAGAAUUUCUCCCAGCAGCCACAGAAAAAGCACUCGACUAACUUUAUUUUAGGUCUUCCUGUCAUUCAUAUGUAUGUGAAUGUUGCAUGUUUGUCUAUGUAUAUGUCGUUUGUAUAUGGUUUAUGUUAGUGUUCUGAAGUGAUGCUGCCUAAAAGCAUAAAUAACGUUUUAGAAUUAAUCUCUAAGGGCAUUCUUUUAGGAAUACUAAGGACUUGCAUCUUCUUUUUUUUUUGAGAAAUAGCUUGUUUUGAACAUGUAUAAGUGAGAGUCAGUUUUUUACCCGUCCAUAUAUACAGUGUGCAGGGUGGAAUCAUGCACUUAUUCAUUUUUUAUUUUUCAGCAUUUGAAAUGUAAAUUUUAAGAAACUGUAGCACUGAACUUGAACAUGCAUUUACCUCAGUGUUGCAAAAAUACCUUUUAUUAUGACUGCAAUAAUUCAGAUUUCAUAGUGUAUUGUUUUACUGAUUUUCCGAAUGGAUGUUAUUUUAAAUUGAAGGCUUUUUUUUUUUAGCAAUGCUGAUUUGUAUCGGUCUUACAGAACAAAAUGUCCUCAUUGAUUGACUCAACUUUGUAUUCCACUGUCUUAUAGUAUGAUGAAUUGCUUGCUGUGUUUUCUGUAAGUAUAUUUGAAAGAAUGAGCAGCACAAUAAAAUGUUAUAGCAACAAAUUUAUUCAUCUUUUUUUUUUAUUCCACCAGAACCUGUCCCAUAUGACUGAAACCUCCAAUCCCUGAGUUAGUACCAAAGAAAAGCUAUAGGAGGUCAGAGCUACAAGAGAAGCAUUCAUUAUUACGGUGUACAAUCUAAAAAUACAAUCAACAAUCAAUCAGUCUAUCAUCAAUAAAUCAUUUCACGAUUAGUCAGAAAAUACAAGCCUCUUAUAAUACGAGCAUUUCUAUAGAUAAAAGUUAUAGCUUUAAAUAUUUGUCAUCUUGUGCAAUUUACUAGCAGGGCAACCACAGUUCCCAUGAGCGAGAGGUAUAUUGUCAUUGUUAAAGGUCAGCGAGUGUUUCAGACCAGUCCUGGUGCACGGGGUCAUGCUUCAGUUUGGGGUGAGAACAUUCAAAAUGACAGUAUCGCUUUAUUGCCAUGGAGAUUAUACUGUGAAUUUGAACUUGAAAUACUUGAUGGCUGGGAGAAUUAAAUAAAAGAUUCAGCAAUUCAUGAAGCCUUUCAAUAACACGUCCAGGUCAUAGUUUACCCCAAAAUCAUAAAAGAAAAAAGAAAAAUCGAUAUAUAUUUUGCAUAAAGAAAAUAACGUCAAAAAAUAUACUGUAAUACAGUAAUAAGUGAAACAUUGAAGUAAGGAGGAAUGUGCUUAACUCUCGUGAAAAUAAUGCCCUCAAAAUGUGAAAAAAGACGAAAUGUUUAUAUAUAUGUGUGUGUGUAUAUAUAUAUAUAAACAAUUUAAAAUAAAAUGUUAUAUAUA
Messenger RNA from Onychostoma macrolepis, 3239 nucleotides. RefSeq lists its product as uncharacterized. Gene Ontology annotation, molecular function: GTPase activity. Bases 39 to 1394 code for a protein of 451 amino acids. The record is from RefSeq and is a predicted model, not a curated record. The transcript is spliced from 12 exons. Lineage: Eukaryota; Metazoa; Chordata; Actinopteri; Cypriniformes; Cyprinidae.